Ochlerotatus camptorhynchus is the source of this 492-nucleotide messenger RNA. RefSeq lists its product as uncharacterized. Lineage: Eukaryota; Metazoa; Arthropoda; Insecta; Diptera; Culicidae. The transcript has a single exon. The record is from RefSeq and is a predicted model, not a curated record. The annotation marks the transcript as partial.
UUAGCAGCAGUGGUGGUAUCGACGACCUCCGCCGGCUCCGGAUCAGGUCCGGGUCGAAAAAGGUCUUCUUCCUCCUACUGCGCCCAAAACAAUAGUAACUCCCUCAACGAUCACCUCAAUGGAAAUCCCUCCCACCAUCACCAACAGCAACAACAACAACAACAACAACAACAACAACAACAGCAGCAACAGCAGCAGCAACAACAACAACAGCAGCAGCAUUCCCAUCAACAUUCGCAGCACCACCUGCUGGCGAAUGCGUUGAGCGUAUCCGGAAAUGGGAACGGUGCUAGCGGUGUCGGCUUGGCCGGGGAUGUCAGUGUAAGUAAAAAGUUCCACUUCGUUCCGUUCGCGUGACGAUCAGUUUCGGAACUCGAAGACCGCAUCGUUGCGUUGAGUUCGAACUCGAGCCCAGCGGUCUCUAAAGGUACCUCAUGUUUAGCGUUUUACUGAUUUCCCCAACCCACCACCACUAGCUUUUCCUUAUAUUCC